Anthonomus grandis grandis is the source of this 7131-nucleotide messenger RNA. RefSeq lists its product as uncharacterized. Lineage: Eukaryota; Metazoa; Arthropoda; Insecta; Coleoptera; Curculionidae. The transcript has 9 exons. Gene Ontology annotation, cellular component: nucleus. The record is from RefSeq and is a predicted model, not a curated record. Gene Ontology annotation, biological process: regulation of DNA-templated transcription. The coding region runs from base 193 to 5463 and encodes 1756 amino acids. Gene Ontology annotation, molecular function: DNA-binding transcription factor activity, RNA polymerase II-specific; RNA polymerase II cis-regulatory region sequence-specific DNA binding.
ACUGCUGUCAACUGUAAGAUGUCUGUGGUUUUCAUGUUGAUUGUUGAUUAUUUUUUUUUGUUUAUUUUAUUCUCCUUGAGACUAUAAAUUUGUGUAUAUUUUACUAAAAAGCCUAUUUUGCAUAAACUAAAAUAUAUUAAUUAAUAUGUAAUAGUUAGACAUCUGGGGCUCGUUUUGUAUUGAUCCACCAAAAUGGACCUAGCCCCAGCAAUACAGGUAAAAGAUGAACCCCUGACUGAAGUAAAAACAGAACAUUCGCUCCCUUUGCUUGGAUCUACAAUAUAUUCGAAUGAGGUUAAAAAAGAACCGAAACAACAGGUUGAAUCCUCAGAGCCUCCAUCUUCAGAUGAAGAAACCCCUGUUCUGGAGCGCCAAGAUAUUGCACCACCUCCAGAGUAUUCCAGUUCAGAGGAAUCAUCAAGUGAUGACCUUCCAAUAACUGUUGCAAAAAGAAGAAGAAUAACAAGCGAAGAGGAUACAUCUGCAUUACUAAGGGACUUCAAAGCAUAUCAAGAUUCUGUAAGAAAUACUAGCAAGCAGAGCACAAGUACCACAGAAACCUUGUCAAAAAACACAGACAAUGGUAACAAAUUCAAAUGCAAAGUACCAGAAUGUCCAUUUCGCACUAGCAAUUCAGGGGCACUUAAAAAACAUGAAAUGAAUCAUAGACAUCAGAAAGUAACUAAAGGCCUUAAUUUUUGCCCACACUGUUCUUAUAAAUGCACUGGAUCUAAAGGAUAUACAGCUCAUCUCAUGCUGCAUGUGAAUGGAUUUAGUAACACAAAUGAUGAUCUUAAUAGUCAGAGUGAGGUGGACAGUCCUAUGAGCCAAAGUGACAGUGAAUCUGAUGUUGAUGAUAGAUUUGAGGAAUCAAAUUUUCCACCUACCCAACCAUUUGUGGAAUAUUUGAAAUAUGAUAAAAAUUUGAGGAGAUGUUUUUAUCAGUGCAAAGAGUGUGAAUUUAAGCACUUUCAUCAACUGUUAUUUGCAAAACAUUUGGAGAAGCAUAAAGAGGAACAAUGUCUGUUAUGCGAUUUUAAUGGGACUCCAGAUAAAAUGGUUAUUCAUAAGAAAAGCCAUGAGGCUCAAAAACCUUUAUUUAAGUGUAUGGUUUGCCCUUUUAAGACGAACGAAAGGACAGAACUUCAAGAGCACAUGAGGGAUAAGCAUAACAUUUUUCUACCAGGUGUAACAAGAAAUGUAUCAAGUGCACCUGCUACUAAAAUUGUUACUGAAAAUUCAACUGUGAUAAAAGAUUUAGAAGUCAAAGAUAAUCAAAAAGAAUGUAAUAAAUCAGAUGAAAACAGUAAAGAAAGGGGUAUGUUUGCAGACCAUUCUGAAACAUCAGGGCAUUCAAGUAGUGAUGAAAGUGAUUCCAGAUCUUGUAACACCCCAACUCAAGAGUUGAACAUAUCACCAAAUCCAGAAGUUGUUUCACCUGAAGAACCAAUGAAUAAAAUCCCAACUAACAGCAAAAAUUCUUUAACAGACCGCUUUUUAAAUGAAAAAUCUGUUAAAGAUCCAACGGAACAACUGGGGAAAAUCUCCAUAAGAAUCACAUCCAACAGCACCAGUCAGCACAAUGAAUUAAUAAAAGCCACUCUUUUGGAAGAAAUCAUGAAAUCGCUUGAGUCGCGUCAAAAUAAAUCUGUAGAUGAGAAAAAUGACAUGAUUGAGGUUAGUAAAAACGUAGCAGAACCAUCAAUUGAUAGUAACAGGCCAGAACAGUUAAAAGAAACAGAAGUAGCUUCUAAUUCCAAUGAUCAUAUCAUAGCAGAACAAUUAAAUGAACCUGAACCAGUUAAGUCUUCCAAACAAAAAAAUAACCAAUGUGUUAAUGUAGGGACCACAAAAUCAAAUGAGGAGAAUGUAGGAGAUAUUGCAUUUGAUAAUGCAGUGCCUGAUUUAAGUGAAGAAAUUAAAGAGGAUUUACAGGAACCCCAAGACAAUAGCGAUUCUUUAAAUGAAAUAUCUAAAACGGAUAAACUUACAGACUCCACUAAUGUGGAAGAUACUCAAGCACUAGAGGAAUCUACAAAUGAAAAUGCCGAUGAUAUAGGUUUAAUUGUAAAUAAAGCAAGGAAAGAAAAUCUUAGCCAAAUAGAUUCAGCUGGUUAUAAAAAUGAAUCAUGCCAAGCCAAUAUUAUAAGUGACCAAGAUUCUAAUAAGCCUCGAUCCAGUAUAUUAUCAUCUGAUACAUGUAAUGAUCAGUCUAAAAACGAAGAAAGUCAUAGAACUAUACAAAAUUUAGAUAGUCAUGUUAAUGUAAAUAAUAUGGACUCUGUAGAUGAUGAGAUAAUUGAAGAUUCCACGUCUCGCAAAAGAAAAUAUCCAGAAUUAGAUAGAAACAAGGAAGGAGCUGCAGAGUCCUGUAAUAAAAAAGAUAAAACAUCUUGUGCAUUAGAUGACAAUAAUGAAAAGGAUGAGCAGCAGGCACAUCAGGAAGAACAUAAUGCAUCAUCCAUUGCAGAAUCAGUAACUUGUACAGAGAAAGCUGCUAAUGUGUCUGAGACCAACAAUACUGAAUUUGUGCGGAUUGACAGUGCAUCUAAUCUAAAUAAUAAUUCAGUAAUAUUUAAUGAUGCAACUAGUAAACACUUUUCUAAUGAGUCAAAUCAGAAUACAGAUGCACUUGUUUCUAUUGAGGGAGCUGUAUGUCCUGGUAUAUCUGUAUCUGAGAGUAGCAGUGCUGAAAUUGGUAAAAUGGAAAAUGUUUGUAGUUCAGAUUUAGAUAAUGAAUCUGUGAUAAUUAGUAAAGAGUUCCUUAACGAUCCCAGUCAAGAAAAGAACAUUAACAUCAUUGAAAAACAACUAUCUAAAAGUAUACAAGCAAAUAAAGAAGCAGUUACCGUUGAUUCUAACAUUAGAAACUUGUUUGAGGGUGGUAAUACUGAAAUUAAUAAAGCAGCAGAGGGCUCAAUUAAAAAUCCUUCAAAUAAUGAAUCACCGAUUCAAUCAAACUUCAUAGUUGCUGAAGAAAAUUGCCUUGAAGAUAUAAAUAAAAUUAAAGAAUUAGGCCCAUAUAACAAGAAAGCUGUAGCACAAUAUAAAAACCUUUCUAAGACAAGUAAUACGAAAAUCAAUAAAAUCGAAACUCCGACUUUAAAUAAUGAUUCUCCGAACGAAGUGUGCCAAAAAACGAAUAUUAAUAAAGAAACAUCCACAAAAUAUUCAGUAUCAAUGAGAGAAACUGUGUCCUGCAAUGUAAAUGGUCCAGAAAUUAAUAAAAUUAUAGAAAUUCCUAACGCGAAUCCAUCUGAUGUAAUUAAAGGUAUAAGAAAUUUGCCCAAAGAGCUGAAUCAAGAGAUAAAUGUAAUUAAAAGUUCCAAUACAGAAUCAGCUGUUUGUAUCCAGGACGCUAUUGCAGGUCCCAGUAAUUGUAAAUCAAAACAUUUCAUACAAGAGAGAGGCAGAGGAGAACAUUUUACCAAAGAAAAAAUCCAAGAAAAGGUUAUGCAUCCACAUGAAACUUGUUUAGCAGACAAAGAGGAACAAACCAAUAAUAAACAAAAACAAGAAAAAAAUACAAUUUUAGAUAAAACUUGUGAGCCCCAUGGAUAUUUUAAUAAAGCGCCAAUCCAAGAAAAAGCUUUUGCUUCAGAUACAACUACAAACAAAUCGGUAAACUCAGUCAUCGUGAAUGGUACAUCCAAGGAACACUUGGCCAAAACUAACACAGAAGUAAGUUUAAGCACAGACAAUAUAUGUGAAAGAACUUAUACUAGUAAAUCAAAAAAACACAUUAAUUAUACUGAUAAACAGCCUAAUGUCCCACAAAACUCUGUUAAAAAUUUAACAAGUUUAAACGUGGAUAAUAAUUUAUUUACCGCUGACCUUAUUAACGAAAACUUAUAUCAUAAAUUUUUAAAUGGUUUCGACGACUCUUCGUUCUUCUGUAGCAUGUUUGAUGAAUUAAUCGGUCAGGGUGAGGAACGCGGUUCUAAGGAAUCCAACCCGGUUAAGCCAGAUGAAACAACCCAAUCUGAGGAGAAUGUUAUUAAUAUUUUUGAUGACCUCAUUGAAGAAUUUGAUCCACCCGGUGAUCUCUUGGUAAAUAAUACAAAUGCGACCAUCGACUUACAAGAAACUAGUGAGACAAAGGAAAACACUUGUAUUAACACGGAUAUAUAUGACACAUUCCAUUUGUUAAAUAAAGACAUCAUUUACUUACCGGAAAAUUGGAUGAAAAAUCAUGUAAAAAGCAUGUUUGAUGAAUUAAUCGGUCAGAGUGAGGAAAGCGGUUCUAAGGAAUCCAACCCGGUUAAACCAAAUGAACCAACCCAAACUGAGGAGAAUGUUAUUAAUAUUUUUGAUGACCUCAUUGAAGAAUUUGAUCCACCCGGUGAUCUCUUCGUAAGUAAUACAAAUGCGACAAUCGACUUACAAGAAACUAGUCAGACAAAGGAAAACACUUGUAUUAACACGGAUAUAUAUGACACAUUCCAUUUGUUAAAUAAAGACAUUAUUUACUUACCGGAAAAUUGGAUGAAAAAUCACGAUGUGGAAUAUUAUCAUGAGAAUGACCAUAUUACAACUGUAGGGCCUAAUGAAAUUAAUAAUUGCAUAAUAGAAAAUGUUACUGAACCAGAAACACCAACAGAAACGAACCAAAUAAAUAAACAUGUUCCUCCCAAGGAUCGGAAUAUAAAUAAUACACAAACUGUGUCUAAUCAACACUCCAUUUCCCAUCGCUCAAAGACCGUAAGAGGUAAAGGGUUAAGCCCAAAAGAGAUGAUCGAACUGAAAAAAAAUGUAGAAGUUCCGCAGGGUAAUAUUGUCUCGAGUUUUAGGGAUCACGUUGACGAAGCCAUAAGAAACUGUAGCUCGUUUGUUCGUGUCACUUACUCUGGUGGUUCCAAAGUUAUUUAUCAGAAAGAGAGGGGAACAACGAAUCAAAGAAUAACCAUUGUCCACAUAAAUCCGACCAGAAACAAGCCGGCUUCUAAUCGACAAAUGGCAUCUGACGCUUCACCAUCAUCCGACAAUGAAGUUCGCACCACAACUGUAUCCCCUAAUGAACCACGCUUCAUCGAAAAAUUAACACCUACACUACCGCGAAUAACACAAGAUACUUACAGCUCAGUCUUCCCCAAAUCACCGGUCUUUACCCUUAAAGCCAAAAAAGGAAUCGGCGAAUCUCGAUGUACUCUUUGUCCGGCCAAAAUCUCCGGAGGGCCAAAUAGAUUGAAGCAGCACUUAGCAGAUCAUCAGCCAGGUGCGAGAGGCAUCAAAUGUCCUUGCUGUACGUUCAGAAAUGGCAAAAGUGAGAUUUUUAAUCAUAUUUUUAUUCACGUGACGUUCGUUGACGCGGAUAAGUGGAUAUGCCCGAUUUGUAAAGCUGAAAGACGCACCAAGUCCGGUUUAAAUGAUCACGUCAAAGUGGAGCAUCUUGUUGAUAUCUGUAAAAAACACGACGCAGUAUGUGCGAGUAAAUACUGUAAAGGACGAUGUAGAGUACUUUAAUUUUUAAGAUAUUGGUCUUAAAUAUUAGAAAUUUUUAAUGUGCAAUUGAAACGAAUUUAAAUCCUUCCGAAAAAUAUGGUACAGGAUACAGGGUGGUUCUCCGGGAACGGCUAAUAUUGGCAACGUAGCAGGGUCAUUCGGAAACACACCACUAAAAUAUCUUGAUAGUCAAUUGCAUUAAGUAGAUAUCGAUUGCGGUAAUAAAAAUGGAACGCCCUAUAUAUUAUUACAUGAUUAGAUUGCUAAGUUUGAAAAUUAACUAUUUUAUGACAAUAUAGGUCUCCUGAAUUAUGAUAGAGCCUCGGAUAGAGCCACUUUAAAAAAAGUCGUAUCGUGUAAUUUACUUUAUAUUUAUACUAUUUAGUUUAUUGAUUGAGACACGUUAGGUUUUGCUACAAAAAAUAUCAAUUCUUUAUCUUUGAAUCAUGUUGCUAUUUGUAAAAGCAAAGAAAUGAUAAAGGCUUUGGAAAAUGACCAGAAACAUAAAAUCGAUAAAAAAAGAUAAUAUGAUUUUUCUUCAUAACUAUUGAUUUAUCAAAUUUUUUAUUGGUGCAAAAAAGUUACCUUACUGAUUCGGGUACUUGCCUGUUUUCAACCAUGUCUCUACCUCUAACUGUAAAGAAAUGAUAGAAUUUUUCGUAAACCACUUAAAUAAAGAUUAUUAAAAUCAAACAUUUAUUCCAUCAGGUUAAAAAUAAACGUAAAAGCACAUGAUUUAAUAACUGACGAAAAUUUUAACCGAAUAUCUAGUAAAACUGAAUGAGCAUGCUAAGAUCUUAAAGAAUACAUUGUUGAUAUGAUGAAUUAAAUUAUUUCACACCUUAAACCACUAUUUCCAUUAUUAUAAUAAAGAUAAUGCCUGUCAAUUACAAUAAGAAUUUUUGAAGUAUAAUAUAACAAUUGUUGUCAAUUAAAUGGGUUAGCAGAAUACAAUCAUUAAAAAUUUUGUUCGUUUUGUAAAGUGCCGUUCUAUGGACCCCUAGAAUCAGCAUACUGCUCUAUUAUGACAAUGGAGUGUUGUGUUUGAGGAAACUUCUCUUUUGUUCUUAUCCCUUACGCUCCCGAGUCUACUUUUUUUAGAAUUUUGAGACAAAACUUUACGCCAAUGCUUAUUAUGAUCUCAUUAGAGAUCCUAAAAAAGAAUCACAUUUGAUAGGAUUUUAGGGACUCUCACGAUUGUGUUGGAUAGGAGUCAAAAUGAUAGUGGCACAAAUGUGAAAAAAAUGAAAAAUAUAUUGAAAAUGUUUAUUUCUACGAAAAUACACUACUUAACAUGCAAUGUUUUGAAGCAAUUUUGGUUUUUUUGUAAACAUAAGUAAACAUAAUAAUAGUAUAUUAAGUGUAAUACAUUUGAUUCUUGAUCUACUUUGACAGGAUUCCAGGCGACAAGUGUUUUCUGUGAUUUUUUUGAUCCUCAUGUACUGGCCAAUGAUCAAACCCAUCGAAUCUUUUAUCUUCACAAGGUAGAGGUGUAUAUCUUACCUUCUUGGCAGAAGGUUCUUCAUUUUCAUCCGUUUGAGCGUGUUCAUAGUUUAGAUUUCUUUUUUUUUUGAUCCACAAACCAUAAAUUCUCCUAAUGCUAGUCGAAACUGCAAAAAAUCUAAGAUUUGCUUUGAGCUAUAUCCAUUUUUUUUAGUCAUUUCGAUAUUCCAUCCAAGCUAUUCACAA